GGCAGUGCACUUGCAGCGAGUGAAGAGGCAGAGGAAAGUACUUGAAGAUCAGUAAUUCCAUUCGUAGUACAAUGCAGUCCCCGAAGGACAGUGCAACUGCGGCCGCUGCCCAAGUUCCAGCGCAGUCGGGCGCAGCGGACGAGGCUCGGGCGGCCUCUCAGCCGAGGAGCCCUGCCACGGAAGCGCUGCCGCCCUCUUCGCCCAGCUCCGUCGCCUCGUCCUUGUCCUUCAAGCCUCCGUCCUCGCUUGAGGACGCGAUCUUCUCUGAAGAGACGGCUGCCGCCGGCGGCUGCGUGUUCUUGCGGCGCGUGCGCAGUCUGCCCGCGGUGCAGGGUCUGCUGGGCGCGUACGCCGGCGCCAAGGCCUACCCAGUGGUGGGCUGGGCCUUGUCGGUGGGCGAGAAGUCGGCCUCGCUUGCGACAGCGGUGUGCAGGCCGGUGGCUUUACUGUGCCGAGCGCCAGUUUCGUGCGCUGACUGGUGCCUGUGCAAGGGUCUGGAUGUUGCCGAGGCAAUCUUCCCUUGUGUCUCCAUGCUUCCUAGCGAGGUGUACUUCAGUGCUCGGAAACGUGCAAUGGACUGCGUGUGCUGUCCUCCCCGAACAGUUGCACGAUGCUUAGUCAGCGUUUGCCCAGGGUCUCAAAAGGACUAGCUUUCUAUACUUUAAAAUCCCAACUUGUAAUUUAAGGGUCGCAAGACGCUAAAACACUCUAAAUGUACAUUU
Gryllus bimaculatus (two-spotted cricket) is the source of this 722-nucleotide messenger RNA. NCBI's taxonomy places the organism in Eukaryota, Metazoa, Arthropoda, Insecta, Orthoptera, Gryllidae. The record is from the annotation of a GenBank genome assembly.